Molecule: messenger RNA, 615 nt
Organism: Epithele typhae
Lineage: Eukaryota; Fungi; Basidiomycota; Agaricomycetes; Polyporales; Epitheliaceae
Exons: 10
Coding region: 1-615 (204 amino acids)
Molecular function (GO): arylformamidase activity
Source: RefSeq, a predicted model, not a curated record
AUGGCCUCCUGGGCGGAGUCCGUGCUGGGUGGGUGCAUUUACUACAAAACCGUUCCGUUGGAGGGCGAUCACGACGGACGAUUGGUAAAAUCGAAGGGAAUCCUCGGAAAGUCAUUCACGGAAUUACCAAGCGGCUCCGCCCUCGCGUCACGCAUGUUGAUUUGUGCAGGCUAUGUGUCUAACAUCCACUCGGAGUCCAUCAAAUACGGCAUCCACAACUGGGCGCAGCACGGCAUCUGCGGCAGCGGCGUUCUGCUCGACGUGGUCAAUUUCUACACCGACAGGCUCGGCACGCCCCCGUACGACCGGAUGGCCGCGCACGCGAUCUUGCUCACGGACCUGCUCACAUCCGCCGAGGCCGAGGGCGUGACGUUCCAGCAGGCGGACAUUCUCGUCAUCCGCGCAGGGUUCAUAGGUCCGUACCAAAGCGCAACGCAGGUGCAGCGCCACGAGUGGGCGACGGCUCUCGAGACCUUCGCGGGAAUCGACCACAGCGAGGACGCGAAACGGUUCCUUUGGGACACGCACUUCGCGGUCAUGGCGUCCAGUACGCCGACGACGGGGCCUCGGCGGGAUCGCGGGCUGCGGCGUGCUUAUGAAGCGUCAGACCACUAG